CAGUACGCGCGCACUCCAAAACCUCCGCGCCAAAAAUCGCUUUUUACCGUCAACGGCCGAAUAAACUGACACGAAAUUUCGGCACGUUUUAUGAUAAGGCGAAUAAAUGAAAAAACUUUUUGAAAAGUUCAAAAAAUUCGCUUAUUUUUUUAACAGUGUACGGUUUGAUAAAGGUGUGACUAAACUGUAAAUUUAUUUGCCAUUUGUUUGAGUCGUUUGUUUAAAGUAAUUUAGGACUUAAUGGUGAUUUUUUUUCGCAACAAGACUGACUUAAAGAUCAGCAUCUAACAUGUCAACAACUGCCUGUCGUCAGCAAACAAGAGGUACAGUAGACCGAAACCAAGCGACCAGGGGACAACCAAAUUGUUAAUGUAAUGCGAAAUACACUAAAUGAGACCGCAUGCGCGGCCCUACUGGAAAACGUCAAUUGGAUAAAUGCGACAGCACUACUAAAACUCGCCAUUUUGUUAUCAAUAGACGUCUUGGUGAUUGUCGGGAACUGCUUAGUUAUUGCUGCCGUAUUGUGCUCGUCGAAGCUUAAAUUAGCGGCGACUAAUAUAUUUAUCGCCUCCCUAGCAGUCGCUGAUUUAAUGGUUGGAGUUGUUGUGCUGCCGUUUUCAUCAGUCUGGGAGGUUUUUAAGGUUUGGACUUUCGGCUGGAUCUGGUGUCGGAUAUGGCUAGCAGUUGACGUCUGGAUGUGUACCGCUUCGAUUUUAAACCUUUGCGCUAUUUCCCUGGAUAGAUACGUAGCUGUUACUCGGCCUAUCACUUAUCCCAGUAUCAUGUCGAAAUCCAGAGCUAAAAUGCUCGUUGCUGGACUUUGGGUACUGAGUUUCGUCAUUUGUUUCCCUCCUUUAGUUGGUUGGGAAGACUCUAAGUCCGCUAAAAGCGAGUCUAACGCAUCCCUUUUGGAAGACAAUCCCGAUUGCCCUUGGAAAUGCGAAUUGAUUAACGAGUCUGGAUACGUAGUUUAUUCAGCUCUCGGUUCGUUUUAUAUACCAAUGUUCGUGAUGUUGUUUUUUUAUUGGAGGAUAUACAAGGCAGCAGUUAGGACUACGCAGGCCAUCAACCAGGGGUUUAAAAUUACAGGUCCUUCUGGAAACCGUUUCGAGCAUCAGAGGUUAACUUUAAGGAUUCACCGUGGGCGUGGUAGCUCAACAAAGGCUUCUUAUGGAUCUCCAAAUGGAAGCAGCUAUACCGCUACUACUAACAGUAGUGCAUCCCCUAGUCCCAGAAGGAGCCACGAUCGAAAGCAUGAGAGGGUUAAAAUAAGCGUUAGCUACCCUUCAAAUGAAAAUAUGUCAUCUGCUUCUUCUUCCCCGCAGCUGUUAACAGUAACUCCAACGUCUCCGUCUACCAGUCAUCCCUCAUACGUGGUCCAUUACUCAGUAAAUGGAAAAGACUUGUCAAAUACCGUGCCAUGUCUUACCCAAAAUACCGAGAAUGACAAUUACUUGAAAGUGAAUAGAUGUAUAGGAAAAUUAAAUAGUAAAAGACGCUCGAAUAGCGUCGAUAGUGGCCAAAGAGCACGGAGUGCAAGCCCUUGUCGAAGUGACGAAACGGAAAACUCUGGAAAAUCCAAGUUAACUACAAGAAGGAUGGGGAAAAGGAACAUAAAAGCGCAGGUUAAGCGCUUCCGUAUGGAAACCAAAGCGGCAAAAACCCUUGGAAUAAUUGUCGGGGGUUUUAUCGUAUGCUGGCUCCCAUUCUUCUCCAUGUACCUCGUCCGGGCGUUCUGCAAAGACUGUAUAAACCCCCUGGUAUUUUCGAUACUUUUUUGGCUGGGAUACUGCAACAGCGCCAUUAAUCCCUUAAUUUACGCGCUUUUCUCCAAGGACUUUAGAUUUGCCUUUAAGAAAAUUAUUUGCCGCUGCUUUUGUACCGAUAAUGGAUCGCGUGGAUCACGGAGAGGAUCUGAAGGGUCUCAACUGCAGGGUCGUCACAACAGAUCUCCAAGCUACAACAUGCAGCCGCACUCUCUCGGUGAAGAGAGUGACACGAAAGAUAAUUCAGAUUCGAGGUGACGUAAAGGAAAAAGAGGAAACGCAUUUGACUUUGACGUUGACACGAAUAACGUAUUCAAGUUGGCGGUGAGCGUGGUGAUCGGGUGACAUAUGAAGGGCGCAGAAGCCACUUCUGACGUGUAGACUUAAUCUUCGAUGAGAUGACCUUAUUUAUGAAUUUGCUGUAAGAUAUAUUGUAUGUCGGAAAUCAGUGUAUUAAUGCUUAUAUGAGCCGUCUUAGUUAAAAAAAAAAGAAGAUAAGUGUUAGAUUAGAGUUUACUGCUACAUUCUGUAUCUUACGCCAGUACAGAUAUAUUAUAUGUGUAUAGUCCAGAGAACAUGUAUAGAUAGAUGUAAGUCCCCCUACUCACCUCUUCUAGAUUUUGACUAAAUUUGGGAGUAAAUAGACAGUUUGAGUGUUCAAAAUGGCCGAUAAUUUGAGCGAAGAACUGUAGCUCCUUCUAGUUUACUCAAUUUUUAGGCUGUUUCGGAAAAUUUUGCCAAAAUAUUCAAUUUUUUUUUACUCAUAGCAUUUUGUACCUGAUAACAGAGAGAGGGUUUAUUAUAAUGAAUUAAAAAAUAUCGACAAAACAUAUUGUGAAUAAGAAAAAAAUAUAUAUGUGUAUUAAAUGUACUUAAAUAUUCCUCUAUGCUAAACAUAGAUUAUAUAAAAAAAUAUAAACCUUGAUAUAAAUAUUGUAAGCUAUUCUUCUGUAAAUUUCCCUUUAAAAAUAUAUUUAAACAUAUGUUAUACAUAAAAAUAUAUAUGAUGGACUUCUAAUA
Molecule: messenger RNA, 2786 nt
Organism: Anthonomus grandis grandis
Lineage: Eukaryota; Metazoa; Arthropoda; Insecta; Coleoptera; Curculionidae
Gene: Oamb
Product: octopamine receptor Oamb
Exons: 8
Coding region: 375-2024 (549 amino acids)
Biological process (GO): adenylate cyclase-activating adrenergic receptor signaling pathway
Cellular component (GO): membrane
Molecular function (GO): G protein-coupled amine receptor activity
Source: RefSeq, a predicted model, not a curated record